Molecule: messenger RNA, 2574 nt
Organism: Colletotrichum abscissum
Lineage: Eukaryota; Fungi; Ascomycota; Sordariomycetes; Glomerellales; Glomerellaceae
Exons: 2
Coding region: 1-2574 (857 amino acids)
Biological process (GO): mitotic DNA damage checkpoint signaling; protein phosphorylation
Cellular component (GO): nucleus
Molecular function (GO): ATP binding; protein binding; protein serine/threonine kinase activity
Source: RefSeq, a predicted model, not a curated record
AUGGACGACGAAAACCUCCUGAGCAAGACCCUCUUCACCGUCCACUCUCACCGCGAUCUCUUUCUAUGCGAUGAGCAUAACGCAGAUUUCUUCGUCGGCGGCGAAUCGCAGACCUAUGCGGCAGACGACAAUUCGACACUCGCUAUAGACGUGCAAGACGAUCAUGGACAAGAACAAGACAUCACACCUGCCCCUCUCCCAGAGAUGUUGCCCUUUCUUCGAGUUACAACAGACCAUGAACCUAUCGAUGCCCGGAUUGGAUUUGUUUUCGGCAGCGACCCUGCUGUCAGCGAUGUCCUCCUCGACAAGGACCCCACGCAGGGGAUAAGCAAAAAACAAUUCGCAAUCCAGGUAAAUCAGGAAAAUGGAGUUCUCCUUUUGAGAAACCACAGUCGCAACAAAACCAACGUUCGAUCUCGCAGUCUCGGGAAACUAGCCUUGAGGCACCAGCGAGCGCUCCAGGAAAACGAUAGUGUGCAUGUGCCGCUAGGGUUGUAUGAUAUCGAGAUCCGACUCCCCGAUCACUCUGCACAUCGGCGCGAUUAUCAUACGCACUUGUCGAAAUUUAUCACCAAAAUCUCGUCUCAAAUCCCAGUCCUUCGAAACUUGGAGUUGGCGUCCGGGCCUAGCGCAAGCACUGUGUCUUCGGGGGCGUCACCAUACCAACUUCAAGAUAAAGUUGGGUCUGGAGCCUAUGGUGAUGUAUACCAGGCGGUACACCAAGUCACUGGCGAUGUGGUUGCUGUCAAGCAACUUGGGAAAGAAAAGGACAUGCGACUAGAGGAGGCGAUGCUGUUACGCAGCAUUACGCAUGAACACAUCGUCAAGUUUCAUGCCUUUAUCAUCGAAAGCGACUCGCUUCUCCUCGUGAUGGAACUUGUUCAUGGCCGGAAUCUCGAACAGGAAUUCAAGGCCAGUUGUCCAAGUUCGACAGAGUUACGGGAAGCCAUCCGGCAGCAACUUAAAGCUGCAGAGUUCAUCCACCAUCGGGGUAUCGUCCAUCGAGAUAUCAAACCCCCAAAUGUGAUGGUCAUGUCGCGGUAUCCUAUCGUUACCAAGCUCACCGACUUUGGAUUGGCAAUCACGUUGGCCGAGCUGGCUGACAAGGCUUCGUGUUGUGGGACGGCCGCGUACGCGGCGCCGGAAAUCUUAGAGAAGGCAUACAACGAGAAAGUCGACAUAUGGUCUCUGGGGAUCAUUCUUCUACGAUACUCCCACAAGCUUCCAUCUUUCCCCAAGGUGCCCAAAGGACCAGCAGAUUGGCGGCCUUGGAGGAACUGGCCCGAUAAAGUACGGCAACACCUUCAAUCCAUGCCCUCAUCUCCGGCAUCCCAAUUUAUUUCAGUCCUGCUUACACCCAACCCGGCUGCACGCCCUUCUGCAAAGGAAGCCCUCAGCGAUCCAUUUUUCUCAGCCAAACUCAGCAAAUGCUCUACAGAAGAGACAGCAAAUGCGGCAUUGUCAGGGGAUGACUUGGUAGCCGAAGACACGAUACGAGCCUCGUCUGCAAGACAAGGACCGCAAGAGACCGCUUCGUGGAAUGUGCCAGACACAGAAAUUCCGCGUCAUGCUACUGCUGUGCUCGGCAAUGAGACCGGAUCAAAUCCCCCAGAGAGGCAUACGAAGCGGCAAAAGAACGGCCAAGAUCCGUCGCUAUCGGAGGCGGUACGUUUCCUCGACAACAUUGAUGAUCCGCUCGAAUCCUUACUUUUCGGAGCCGCCAAUCAGAGAGCAACAGGCGAGAGAGUUGAUACAAAGGUUUCCCGGAGAGCAAGCUACGAAGAAGCUUCAGAGUUACCAUCUUUCCGAUGGAACGCCCAGGAACAACGCGACUUGACACGAGACGCUAGCCAAAACACACCCAGGGAGGAUGAAGAGCAGGACGUAUUCACCAAUCAAUAUGAGCUGAACCCAGGGCUCACUUGUCCGCCUGGUUACACAGUGAUGCGUUACAACAAGCAAUGGAUCGGAUAUCACCCACAGUGGCAGCGAGUCAACAUAACAUCUCUACUCGCAUUAGGCAAAGUCCUUCGAUGCCGGGGAUUCGACUGGAUUGCAAAGAAGCAUUGUGACGCAACCAUUCUCAAAGGAGCACACUACAUUCAAGGCAGCUAUAUUCUACUGGAUGAUGCAACAAUGUGUUGCGCUGAUCUCCGCGCAGGUACAGCAUCGACUAUUGCACUACGAGUUAUUAGAUCCGAUAUCACAAACAAUCAGGCUCAGAACAGCAUCGGCAUAAGUCCUUCUAAACCGUCACGACAUUUCCCACCUCUGCCAUGCGACCCCGCCCCGCGCUUCCGAAUACAUGUUGGUAGGAAAUCUGUCAGGUUUCAGCCAAAAAACCGCAUGGUGCAUGCCUUGGAUAUUUGUCGGGUUGGGGGCAAAGUAUCAUAUAUGGCCGUUUCCAAGUUCCUUCAGAAUGACCCCAGCAUACGGAAGGACUGGGUACCCAGCGGCCCUAACGGAGGAUAUUACACCGACGAAAAAGGUGCUAAUCAGCUGUUCAAGCACUUUCAAUUGUCAAGCGACGUGUAUCAGAAUCUGUUUCGGGAGAUUGACAAUCAUUACAGAUAG